AAACCCAACAAACCCCUAAAAGAAGAGGGAAAAAAAAAAAAAAUGAGACAAUGGAGAAGCAUAGCGAAAGAAGCCAUAGAUCGAGCUUCCAUUAUCGUUAAAUUCCUUUGCUUGCUACACGUCACCGACGCCUACGUAGUAUCAUCCAACCAUGUUCUGGGUCCUAGUAUGCUCCCAACGUUAAACAUAACCGGCGACGUCGUACUUGUGGAACACUUGUCUCAUCGGAUAGGCAAACUGGGUUCGGGUGAUUUGGUCUUGGUUCGGUCGCCGCUCGACCCUAAUAGGACCCUAACUAAGCGCAUUGUAGCCAUGGAAGGUGAUAGAGUUACUUUAUCGUUAGACCCCACUCGGAGCUUCAGCUCCCGUUCUCUUGUGGUUCCAAAGGGGCAUGUUUGGAUUCAAGGGGAUAACUUGUAUGUUUCACGUGAUUCACGGCAUUUUGGUCCUCUUCCUUAUGGGCUUAUUGAAGGGAAAGUGUUUAUGAGGGUAUGGCCGCCUAACAGCUUUGGUUUAUUGGGUUAAUGAGACAAUACAUUCAAGAAGUGUUGAAAGCCAGUCCACUUAUGUUUUCGGAAACUCAAGAAAAAAAAUAUCUUCUGCCUCUCUCUAAAACUCAAGAAAACCCUAGGCCUUUGCCUUGUGCGACCGGCUCUCCUCAGCCUAACAUCCUCACCCUUAAUCUUUUUUGUUCCGGUUCCUUUUUCCAUUUUCCCUCUGUUUUUCCUUGCUUUUCUUGGAAUAAUAUGAACCCCCGUCCCCCCUGCUUUCCUGCAUGUUUGGCCUUGGUUGGACUUUUGCCAUCAGUCUUGGCUGAUUCUGCUUGAUGGGGACAUUUUUCUACCUUCCACUUGUGGGAGUGGUUUUUAUUCUCUUGCCAAAUCCGCACGAAGGGAGAGAUCAUCUUCCCUCUGAUGUUUGAUGCCACUGUGGUUGCACUCAGGGGCUGAAGGUUGCUGCUAGGUUAGUUGGUUUCCGAUGGUUAGGUCUCCAGGUUUGUCUUUCUGCGCUUUGGGCUGUGGUUGCUGGAGAGCUGUGGUCUCGGUUUUCUUUGCCUUUUGAUUUUCUGCUUUGUGGUUGCAUUGCCCUGCCCUGCCCUGCCCUGGUUUUGUUGCAAGUUUUUGGCUCCUGUCUAGCGAGAGCAGAGGUCUACAGAAAAACGGGAAUCAAUGCUGCAGGGCCUUUGCCCUCAUAGCUGGUGCCCUUGCUCCGGGCUUGAUUCCUCUCCUGUUCUCGCAUUUGAAGGGAUGGUGGCAGCCUUGCUUGUUUACAUAGAGCUGCCUGGGGCUCUGCUUUGGCAUGGGUCUGUUUGCGGCUCUUGUUGGGUGGCUUUAUUGGGGCUGUAGUGCCUGUAUCACUUUUUAAUCUUAAUGAAGUUACCCCUCUGUUCCAAAAGAAAAGAAAAAGACCAUUGAAAGCCAAAAUUUGGCUACUUCCUACUUAUGGAGGCUUAUGGUAUUGGUCCUAGUUAUUGGGGUUUAUUGAUGAAUACCAAA
Messenger RNA from Gossypium raimondii (Peruvian cotton), 1496 nucleotides. RefSeq lists its product as uncharacterized. The record is from RefSeq and is a predicted model, not a curated record. The coding region runs from base 43 to 525 and encodes 160 amino acids. The transcript has 5 exons. NCBI's taxonomy places the organism in Eukaryota, Viridiplantae, Streptophyta, Magnoliopsida, Malvales, Malvaceae. Gene Ontology annotation, molecular function: serine-type endopeptidase activity. Gene Ontology annotation, cellular component: mitochondrial inner membrane peptidase complex; membrane.